This is a messenger RNA of Camellia sinensis, 2065 nucleotides long. Lineage: Eukaryota; Viridiplantae; Streptophyta; Magnoliopsida; Ericales; Theaceae. The record is from RefSeq and is a predicted model, not a curated record.
CCAAAUACAAAUCAUAAGCUAGGAAGACUAGACAGAGCAAAGGAAUUAUUUUAUUUUAUUUUUUAGGGAGGGGGGAGAGAUGUAUGUGGCAAGGCCUCUUUCAUACUACCUAAGAUCUCCUGAAUAUCUUUCAUUACCACCAGAGGGUCCAAACUCUGGUUAUUUGGUAAUCCAAGACGAAGAAUCCGAGACUACUACUUGUUUCGGAUUGUGUAAGAAUCGGUAUCUAAUCAAUCUGCCUUUCCCUCAGAACAAGGACCUCACUGUUCAAGACUCGUCCGGUACUGUUUUUUAUGAUGCUACCUUUGUUCCAGUUCUAAAUCAGCCACUGUCUUCCAAUCUGUAUUAUGCAAUAAAGCUACAUGGGUCUCGUAAAGGGGAAGCAUAUGCUUGUUCAAGGGAGGAAGACAUGCGUACCUGUUGUUUUUGCAACUGCAUUCGAGACGUUGAUCCAAGACCACUAGAUCCUAAUGACAUAUAUCAGCAAUUUCAGAUCAUUCCUUAUGCAACAGCUUGCAGAAGUGGUGGUACAUUUUAUGCUACAUCAAUUUUACCAGAUGCUUUUCCUCCGUACUUCUUAAGAACAAAAGGGUGGGAAAUUUAUACCAAAACUGUUGAAUUCACCCCAUGUGAAGGAGGUGAUGCUCUUCCAUGGGAACACACCUUGGUCAACAAUGGAAGGCCACCAACCAUCUUGAAGAGUCAAGGAUGGAGGCUGCCCAAAGGCUCUCCCACCUACUCCCUCACCUAUAAAUGGAGGUUGAGAGGAGAGAGCAAAAUAAGGGCUAACUGUCAAACAUCAGUACGGACAAGUGAGACAGAACCGAACAUCAGGGAUUGCAGCACAGACAACAAGCGUAUGUGGAAACGCCAGGAGGUUGUUCAGAAGUGCAGAAGGGCAAAGGCUGGUUGUUCAGAAAUAAGCUCCGAGCAAGGAAACUUGAGGAUGUUGAUGCGUCAAACUCUGAAGUUUUCUAGUUGCUCCAGUGUUCAUCAUGCAAGGAGUUGCAUGAUAGUCAAGGGCAUCCAAGCAGGGGGUGCAGGACAUCCAAUCAGGGGGUGUCGGAUAUCUUGGUUGCGCAAGUUCAAGGAUAGCAGGUAUAGACAUCCGAGACAGGAAGCAUGGAAGAGAUCUCUUCAGGGGAUGCAGCGUCUCAGUGAAGAGAUGCAGACUUUGUUGAAUUUGGGCGUGACAAGAUUAGCAGCAGUGUGUGCAGUGGAUCACCUCACAUGGGUUGAGGGGCCCAAAAACUAUGAACUAGGUGAAGCGCUAGGCAUCAAUACUGCCCUCCGUGCCAGCCUUCCAGCAUUCGAUUUCCCACUAUCCUACAAGAGCUCAGAAGCCAUUGUUGUGGGGAAGUGGUAUUGUCCUUUCAUGUUUAUCAAAGACGGAACACUGAGAGAUCAGAUGAAAAUAUCAAUGUUCUAUGAGAUGACACUUGAGCAAAGAUGGGAGCAAAUAUUCACUUGUGAAAAUGGUUACAAUCAAGGGAACGUUGUGUCUGUGGAUGUCACAGUCCAAAGAGAAAGGGUCAUUGUGGUGGGUAGAGAAGCGGUGUGGGAUGAGAAUAAUGUGGCCAAUGGGGUGAUUUGGUUUACGAGCUUUGGUGGUGUAGGAGAAGAGGUGAAUAUUGGGUUGAGCUCGCUAAUCGUUGAUCGUAUGAAAUGGGAGCAAGAGAGAGGAGGGUGGCUUGGCGGCGAAAAAAGGCAAGUGACGGUGAAUAAAACAGAGGAGUAUGCAGGGAUUGGUGUUGGUGGGUGGAGUAGGUUUGGUUGCUAUGUGCUGGUUGAGAGGUUUGUGUUGAAAAGAAUGGAUGGAAAUGUGGUAUUAACCUAUGAUUUCAAGCACACUCAUGUGCUUAGGAGCAAAUGGGAAUGAAAGAGUUUGGAAUUCUUACAAACUUCCAUUUAUCUUUAUCAUCUUAUGUGUAUAUGAUGUUGUUUGAUUCUAUGCUUGUAUUUUAUUUUAAUUUUUUGAAACGAGGAGAGGAAUAAGAAAAUUUGAACGAGCUUGUCUUGAUUUCUUUUCUGUAUAUAUAAUAUGACCUUGUUUGUAUUGUUUGAA